UUUCCUAUUAUCAAAAAUCGACUUCGCAGUGUUCCGCUUCUACCUUCUCUUCUGGCCUCCUCCACUGAGAUGAUGAGUGAAAGUAACAGUAUUUAUGGUCCACCACGCACCCUCUACGACUGGGCGUGCCUCCAAAUAACUAGUGCCACUCCUCGUCGUCUCAGUGCACCCAGCUUUCCCGGCUCAUUGGGCAGUAAUUUUCGCCUUACUUCGGCGACUAACAGUUCUGGAGACGUUCCCACCCCUAUCGGCUCAUCACGUCUCGCUCCACCACCUCUAUUCCUCCAGUCAAAACUUGCUCAUACUGCAGUUGCUGGAGUCUCCUCUUUCUACCUCGCCAACUCUUCUCCCACCACCUCGCAAGUGGAAGGUGACAGUGGAGAGAGUUCUAUCACCGUCAUGCCUAGUUUGGAGACGCCUCUGUUGCAACUCGUAGAUGAUUCGAGUGCUUUAUUGAAGGCAAUGCAGGAACUCCCUCCUGGAGCCACACUUAUUCCAUUCAAUGCCACAAAAGACGAUGCCGACAAUGAUUCCCUUCUCAUGGUUGGAGAAGAUGAAGAAGAGGCAGUGGAUGCGUCAACCCAACCGCGACUCCCUCAUUUCUAUUCGAAUUUGAAGGCUUUCGCAGAGUUGCUUGAUUCUGCUCCACGAGAUGCAGAAAUUUCUACAGAGGAUGAGGAAGAAGAAGAAGGGGAACGGGGAAAAGAGAAAGUAGACGCAAGGCUUCCAAUUUCUAGGUUACAUGCUAACAGCCCUGCCACGCCCUUGGGAAUGGCCUCAGCGUCUUCUCGGCCCAUGCCUGAAGAAGAGGAAGAGGAUUUAAGAAGAUCAGAAGUGGACGAGACUUUGACGUCACCCCACUUAAGGAUUCGCGAUCUCAAUUGGCGACUUUCGAGGCGGAACUUCAGUGACCAUUUGGCGAAACUGUCACAAGUGAGGGACCAGGCGAUGAAAAUGCAAACGAUUAUCUUAGAAAAGGCAGAGGAGAUCCUUCGGGAUUGUCAGUUAAAAAGAUCGGAAAAACAUCUGCGUCAGGCCCUCAACGCACAGAGUCACCGCCUUAGUGCCAUAACUACCACCUACAAGAACCUUAAGGUCACUUUUCACAGAAUUGUCGAACUGAAACGGAAACUCGCUGAAGCGAUCUCAAUGCUCCAAGAACAACUUCAAACCUUCUCUUCGGAGCUAACAACGAAAAAUCGUGAAUGUCUCCGGUGUUAUAAAAACUUGAGAACCAUCUCCAAGUGCAGUGCUGUGUUGGACCAGCUGCAGGAUACACCUGAACUCUACAUCAAGUGCCUCCUCGAGAUUGUGCGUCGUCAUCGAAUGAUGGCACUAUGGAACAAUAUCAAUGAUUGUUACACCAAUCAACUGACGGCCUUUCAACACACUGAGUCGCAUCGUCGCGAAACUCUGGCACUGGCGCUAAAAAAUCACAUUCUCGCACAAAUAUUUCGUCCCCUUCAGUCCUACUCUCGUGCGCCACGCCAGCUUUCACGUAUCUCUUUCAUCUCCACCACCGCCUUUUCUUCCAAUAAAAGGCUCACCACGCAAAGCAAAUGUCACUCUACCAGUCAGCUCAACUUCCAUUCACCCUCUUCUGCCUUCCGUCUACCCGCCAAUCGACCUGCUGAGAUUCGUCUACGUCCUCUACCUCCAGAAGUUAUCGAUCGUAGUGCGGUGGGACUGGAGAUGACACUGCCUGCAGUGAGCGCGGCAGAGAUGCGUGAAUUAGCCACUCAAUUACCACAAGACCUGGCGGAGAUGAUCUCGGAGGCCCUUCUGAAGUUGGAAGCGGAUGAGAAGGAGGUGAUGACCGGGUUCCUUCUAAAUUCCAAUCGGAGCGAGGAGGAGGGUGACGAUUCGGAAGCGCGACAUCAUUCGCAUCUCAUGCGCCCGCAUUUGCGCAGGCGAUCGCGCCUUGCUUCCAGUCCUGGAGCACUUGCUCUUCUACCUUGUCAUCAGCAACAGAGUGUUGACGUUUCGACGUGCACAGGAGAUAGGCUAGCCUGUAUUGAGGAGACCAUCAUCCUGAGUCGUUCAUUCCUCCCCAAGGAACAGUCGUCGGAUAUUUAUCUGUCGAUGGAUGCCUCACAGUUCAAUGAAAGAACACCUUCUGUCGGCUUGUGUACCCCUCAACAGCUCAGCUCAGCCUUCUAUUCCCUUCAUGGUAGCAGUGUGAGCAGCGAUGGCAACGGGACAGGAAGUGCUAGUUCUUCCGGCUCCGUUGUUACUCCAUCCAAUUCACGGGUGAAUGAACUUCUUUGCGGUCACAAUGACUGCUUGAAUCGACUUGUUGGGCAACUCAGCGAUCAUCUCCCAUUUCCUCUCACCAUCACUUUGCCUACCUUUACUGAUGGAGAGGAGGUGGAAAGUUAUCUAAGCGAGGCGGUGGUGUGUCUUAACCAAGUGGUGAACCACUUUGAAGCCCUUAAAUCCAGCCUCGCCUCCUCUCCUGCCAGCACAACUCGCGAGUCCGUCGGUGUUCAAACGCUUCCCAGUAGUCACAACGUGGCGACAGACCGUAUUUUGAAGGAAACUGAGAAUGACGUCGGUUCAUUUCCGUUUUUAGAAUGCCGUCCUCGGGAUUUUGCUCUCCCUCAGACUUUUUCACCAUCCUCCACCGCCUCAAUGGCUACUUCCGACGGCUCUGUUGCUAUGCUAACCCCUACUGAGGCUCUGAUUCGUAUUCCGCGUCAUGAAUGCGUCUUCUCAAACUUCCGUCCCGAGGAUUUGGUCCUCUUCGUGCCUAUGAUCGGCUCCGAGAAACACUUGCAGCAAAAGGCAACCAAAGACGUUCCCGGUAGUGAAAACUCGUUGUCAGGUGGGGAAAAGUCGUCUCCGUGGGGUUCACGCUCUCUAGCAAUGCUCUCGUCAGCCAUCAUCUCCUCCUCCCUUGCAUCAUCAUCUCAGGCGAACACUGAAGUUGUAGAACAGUGGAGAAUGUUGUCAAACGAUGGCUACGUCUACUUCCUCCAUGAUGACGAUUUUGAAGCCUUCAAUCUAACGCGUCUCGCCAGUCUCCCGGCUACUAGUGCCCCUGGUCGUGCACCACCGAACUCUCCUCCAUUGAGAAUUGCUUCGGAUACUGCCUUGCCGUUGUCGAAAAGAGCUCUGCCCUACAUUGCUGGCGUCUUUCUGAGCAAAGAAAAGUGCAUCUCCAGAAAGGAUGAGAAUCGUUUCAGUCUGCCACGCAAUUUCAUCUUCUUCCGAGUUCGAGCUCGACCUCUUUGA
Hydatigera taeniaeformis is the source of this 3234-nucleotide messenger RNA. The record is from the annotation of a GenBank genome assembly. Lineage: Eukaryota; Metazoa; Platyhelminthes; Cestoda; Cyclophyllidea; Taeniidae.